Aspergillus ibericus CBS 121593 is the source of this 596-nucleotide messenger RNA. RefSeq lists its product as uncharacterized. The transcript has 4 exons. The record is from RefSeq and is a predicted model, not a curated record. The coding region runs from base 144 to 542 and encodes 132 amino acids. NCBI's taxonomy places the organism in Eukaryota, Fungi, Ascomycota, Eurotiomycetes, Eurotiales, Aspergillaceae.
UCCCUCCACGUCUUGAACCUCAUUUCGCAUACUCCUUUUUUUCUCCCCUCUUUCUAUUCCUUUCACACCCAUCUACCCUCCCUUUUCGCCCCAGACUCUCAUACAAUCAGCCUAUCACCACCGUUCCUACAACGUCCAGCAAGAUGUCCGACGCAGAACUGGACCAGGAAUGGAAGCCUAACCGUCGGCCACAGUCGACCAUGGCACAGGCCUUCUCUACUGCGCUGGAUAGCGCCUUUUCGCUCGAUUCCGAUGUCAAUCACCUCUCACAGACCAUCGAUCAAAAGAGACACCAGAUGAUGAUCCAGACUCGAGAAUUGGAACAACUCCAGGCUAAGAUCCGGGAAGCCGAGGAACGUCUCAAAGCCCGGCAGUCUUUAAUUCUCGACGGAAACAACUCAAGGAACCAGUCAGCGCAACGCGGGGAGCGGUUUUAUCAAUCAACAGGCUCCACCUCGUCGUCGACAUCUCCCACGGAAUCGGCAGGCCAAUACUCCAGCGGCGAUGAACAACAACAGCGGGGCCAGGGCCGUAACUCAUGACUGCAUACCCCAGGUCAGGGUCGGCCAACAUCAGCAUAUAAUUUGGGUCACGUU